Molecule: messenger RNA, 1284 nt
Organism: Penicillium canescens
Lineage: Eukaryota; Fungi; Ascomycota; Eurotiomycetes; Eurotiales; Aspergillaceae
Exons: 1
Coding region: 1-1284 (427 amino acids)
Source: RefSeq, a predicted model, not a curated record
AUGGCAAAUGAACUUGUGCACGGAGGAGAUUUAUUACAAAAGCUUUCCUCCCUCAACAGACAGCGAGAACUUCCGUCUGAUUUCAAAGAGUCGAUUGUUGAAGCUUCCCUUUUUCAAAAGCCUCUCGGUUCACACGAUGCACUUCAUACCUUCCAAGACAUGUGCAAAGACAAUCUGCAUUCUCUUGUCGCAGAAGCCAUUGAUGGUGCAUUCAGAGACCCGGCCCUGCGGAAAAGCAUUGAAACGAACUGGGGGCUUAGCUACGACUUUGAUCAUGCGAAAAGCCAACAGGAUAUCAUCGAUAAGAGCGCGCCCUACGAUCUCGCUUCGUGGUCGAUUAUCAAUUGCCCGACCGAAUGCUUCCCGUAUCUGCUCAGCCGUGGAGCAAUAAGUCCCUCUGCCUAUUCUCGCACGGGAGAGAGCUUCUUUUGUCUCGCGGUCAAGAGCGAUCAUGAGCUGGAAUCAAUAGACCUUCUGCUUUCUGCGAUGGGCAAUGAGCACAUAUUUCAGCCAUAUAUGCUGUCAGAGCCAGAGGACGACAGAAAAACGAUCCUACAGGCUUCUAUAUACAACGAACCGUUGUUCCGAGCCUGCUGGAAAAGGGUGAAAUCUCAACCUCAUCCCCCUCAAUAUUCACUUGGGCCUCAAGAACUUGGACAUAUAUGUCGUUUUGUGGAUGUUGAACUCGCAGAAGACCUCCUACAAUGUGAAGUGGACAUAGCAAAACCGCACCAGGAGAAUCCGUCUCCUGGUUGGCUAGAGCUUUUGUGCCAAAGUGACGCAAGCCAAAUGUUCGAUUGGUUCCUGGGACGCGGCUCUGCUCCCCCCAAAUGGUACUUGACUUACGCUGCGGAACACGAUUGUGUGCAUGCCGUCCAGUGGAUAUUAGGUCAUACUGAUGAUUACGAUGAUUGGCUUCGGUCCAGCUUGGUUGCGGCGAAGCGUAAAGAGGAGAAGAGUGCUGAUAUGCUGGCGACUAUUCUACGGUCCCCGCUUUCGAAGUGGAAACCGAAUGAUCGACUAAGGCAAGACAUUGCUAUUACAAUUGUCGAUUCGAUGUGCGACGAGAGCGAGGCUCUUUAUAUAACGCUCGAGGAUAUAUAUCCCGAAAAUACUAGUCCUGCUUCCUGCGAAAUGAUCGCGAGAAGGGAGGAUAUUGCCAUUCGAAAGCUUCACACCCUUCGUGAUGUGGGUGGUGGGGUGAGCAUUGUGGGCCUAAAAGUCAAGAGUACCGCAGCUGGGCUUUAUGGGCUGACAGAGGCCCUGGGGGACUUAGAACCGUAG